CUACGUCGUCAUUGCGAUACUGCUAUACCAGAUGAAUUGUGACGUGAGCACGUGAAAAAUGGUGAUGCCGGGUCUGCGAUUAUAAUAUCGUUCGUGAUAAAGGUUUAUUAGUGUUAUUUAUCAAUGCUUAUGCAUCAAGUGCAAAAAAAUUGAAUCUCGAAAAUAUUCGGAAGUGAACGUAAAAUCGAAUCUGCGAGUGUAAUCGGUGCAUUAAAUUUUGGAUUAUCAAGAAGUUCAAAAUGGCGCCAAAAUCGGCGGAUGCUAACGGGGUGCUGUUCGAGUCUGACGCAGCAACACCAGAUCUGGCGCUAGGCAGCGCUCCCAUCAUGCAAGCUGACAAACAACCGAGGAAGCUGGUCUGGAGGAACAUCAUCGCUUUUGCCUACCUUCAUCUUGCAGCUGUAUACGGAGGCUAUCUCUUUCUUUUCCACGCUAAAUGGCAGACAGAUAUAUUUGCGUACAUACUGUACGUAAUGUCAGGUUUGGGAAUCACAGCGGGGGCGCAUCGUCUUUGGGCACACAAGUCUUACAAAGCCAAGUGGCCGCUCAGACUCAUCCUAGUCAUCUUCAACACGCUAGCAUUCCAGGAUUCAGCAAUAGACUGGGCACGAGACCAUCGUAUGCACCAUAAGUAUUCGGAGACGGACGCGGACCCGCAUAACGCGACACGCGGUUUCUUCUUCUCGCAUAUUGGCUGGUUGCUUGUGCGCAAGCAUCCGGAGCUGAAGCGCAAGGGACAGGGACUUGACCUCAGUGACCUCUAUGCCGACCCCAUACUCAGGUUCCAGAAGAAAUAUUACCUACUCCUGAUGCCCUUAGCGUGCUUCGUGUUGCCGACUGUCAUCCCCGUGUACUACUGGGGGGAGAGUUGGAUCACUUCCUUCUUUGUAGCGGCCAUGUUCCGCUACGCUUUCAUAUUAAACGUUACUUGGCUGGUCAACUCCGCCGCACAUAAAUGGGGCGACAAACCAUACGACAGACAUAUUCAGCCCGCGGAAAAUAUCUCAGUCGCAUUGUUCGCUCUUGGUGAAGGCUUCCAUAAUUACCACCAUACCUUCCCCUGGGACUACAAGACCGCGGAACUCGGCAACAAUAGACUCAACUUCACCACUAACUUCAUCAACUUCUUCGCUAAAAUCGGAUGGGCUUACGAUCUCAAGACCGUCUCCGAUGAGAUCAUACGCAGCCGAGUGAACAGAACCGGUGAUGGAUCUCAUCACCUCUGGGGCUGGGGUGAUAAAGAUCACGCGAAGGAAGAGAUCGACGCAGCCAUCAGAAUUAAUCCUAAAGAUGAUUAGAUUUUAAUUUUAAACUCGCUUUAUAUUGUUAUGUAGAGUGUUGGAAAUUUUUUUGUUCUAAGGAUCUGGACAUUUGAUGUCGUAAAGUUAACUUUGGAAUUAUUGAAAAGCAAAAUAAUUUUUAAUGUUCUACACAAGCAAAGAUUUAAAUACCAUUGAAAUGUUCGAUGAAUUACACAGAUAAGAAAUAAAUUUACUGUAGAUUUACUUGAAAUCAAUUUGGAUUUGAAAAAUAUUUGUAGUAUUGCAAUUUUUUUUAAUAUGUUAAUACAACAUAUAUCAAAAAUCAAUGUUUUAGUACAAUUUGUAUUUAAAUCUUUGUCAUAUGUAAUUUUUAAGCACUGCAAAGGCACAUGCUGUUUGACUCACACAAAGACAUUUUUUUUUCUAAUUUACUCUAACAGUUAGAUAUUUUAAAUGUUCUAUACAUAGUUCUAAAUGUUUCUAU
Messenger RNA from Papilio polytes (common Mormon), 1746 nucleotides. It is a transcript of the gene DESAT4, whose product is annotated as acyl-CoA Delta(11) desaturase-like. Bases 240 to 1298 code for a protein of 352 amino acids. Gene Ontology annotation, biological process: unsaturated fatty acid biosynthetic process. The record is from RefSeq and is a predicted model, not a curated record. NCBI's taxonomy places the organism in Eukaryota, Metazoa, Arthropoda, Insecta, Lepidoptera, Papilionidae. Gene Ontology annotation, cellular component: endoplasmic reticulum membrane. Gene Ontology annotation, molecular function: iron ion binding; stearoyl-CoA 9-desaturase activity. The transcript has 5 exons.